AUGGCUGUCUUUUUCGCAUUCUUUCUCGGUAAAUGGUUAGCCGAUCAACGCGUCAAAAAUGUGACCGUACCUGUGGAAGAGUUUCGAUUGCAAACAAUGGAAUGGACGACAAGUCGACCAAAAUGGGGACAAUUUGGAGGAGAGAAAAGGGGAUUAGAUAAGAAUUUUACGAGGAUUUCGAUGACAACGAUGACAACAGAAAGGUUUACAAAAAUGGGGACAACUGAAGGAUCGCUGUCAUCGAAAGAGAUUCAACUGAAUGCGAAAAGGACAACGUUAUCUCGAAAUUUUACACUUGCCGACGUUGUGCCGCCAGCUUUGCAGCAUUUGGAUGUAGUUGAGGCAGUUCAUGGUUGGGGUGAUCGUCAGCGAUCGGAAGAUAUCGAUACAAUGCUCACGUCACUCCCGAAACACAUCAUCCCCAUUCACUAUGAUAUCACGCUGGACGUGACCUCAAUCCCGAGCAGUCGUUUCGCUUCAAUGUCCAAAACGACACAAUCCAUUCUUUUACGGGGAAAUGUCUCCAUUGAAAUCUCGGUGAUUGCCAAUUCAACAAACUCCGAAAUUCUCCUGCACACCGGGCGAAAAAUGUACAUUAGCCGCAUUCGUUUCAUCGAUAAACAAGGUCACACAAUUCCUAUUGAAUCAAAAAAUGAAGACAAUGAGUUUAAAAGAAUGAAAUAUCAACUAGCAAAGAAGUUGUCGAUUGCACGAUACACAAUUCAUAUCGAGUAUAGUACCCCGCUUUGCACGGAAGAUGGACUCGUUUGUUCACUGGUCAACUAUCAAAACGGCACUUCUUUGCUCGAAUCGGUGACAACGAAAUUCGAGCCAACCUACGCGCGAAAUGUUUUCCCGUGUUGGGAUGAGCCGCAUGUGAAAGCGACAUUUAAUAUUACGUUGAUUCAUCCAACUUGGCUGAUCGCUCUCUCAAAUAUGCCAAUGAUGGAAAGAAUCGAGGCGACAAGGGGAUUAAAUGGGAGAGAUGCGUUUAAGGCAAGCAUCUCUCGUUUCGAGAAAACCCCGUUGAUGAGUGCUUAUUUGGUGGGAUUCGCUGUGGGAGAUUGGAUUUCAUUGGAGAGUCGCAGUGGAUCGGGAGUUCAGUUGAGAGUUUGGGUGGGAAGAAGCGAAGCAGCUGAUGGGACGGUGGCCGCACAAUUGGCGCCAGUGCUGCUCGAAAGGAUUGAGAACGAUUUACAGAUCACUUUCCCGAUCCCAAAACUGGACAUCGUGUCGGCUCGAUCGUUUCCCGUUGGGGGAAUCGAAAAUUGGGGAUUGGUGAUCAUCGAUUCGGGUGCUCUUCUAACACCAAGUGAUAUUCAUGGCUCAAUCAAUAUGACUGUGGAUCGUCUCUUUCACGAAUAUCGAAUCGAGAAAAUUGUCGCUCAUGAGAUCGCACAUCAAUGGUUUGGUGAUUUGGUGUCAGUGAAGAGUUGGGAUGAAUUGUGGCUUUCUGAAGGGAUUACAUGUCAUGUUGUGGAAGAACUUCUAGCCAAAACACAUCCACUUUUAUCCCAAUUUGACUCGAAUUCCCGACUGGCUGAUAUGACACGACUACAGAGCCUCGGCAGUGCCCCAUCGCUCGUCCGUCAAUUAAGCACUGAACACGAUGUCGAGCGCUCCUUUCACUCAUCCCAUCUCUACACGAAAGGCUCGGUUCUUCUCCGAAUGAUCACCCAUCUCGUUUCUGAUUUCGAUUUUCGAAAUGCACUCAAAAAAUACAUUGAUCGUUUCGGACAUUCGAGCGCCGAUCGAGCCGAUCUUUUCUCGGUUUUACCAUCGGGUGCCACUCAUGGAGCUGAGCCACUCGAACUGAGGGAUGUUCUUGAACCAUGGCUGGUUAAUCCGGGGAUUCCUGAAGUGAUUGUGAGUCGAUCCUACGAUAGUUCGAUGAUCUAUUUAUGGCAAAGGAAAGCCUCCGUUCAUCGAUACGCCGUUUUUCUGAAUGAUGCUUCUGGAUACGAUGAGGCUUUUGAGGCACAGCGGAGAGAGUCCAGGGAUGUUGGGAGACAAGGUGAUGAAGCUCAUCAUCAACCAAAACCGUGGAAUGAAAUGAUGGGAAAGAAAAGAACAAGAAAACCGCGACCCCAUUCAAGAAGGAAAAAUAAGGGAAAAGAUGGCAAAAAUAAAGAUGGCACAAUGAAUGGACAGAGGCCGCCAAGAGAAAUUGGAGACGAUAUCUGGAUUAUUCCGUUUAGUUACAUGUUUGGAACGAUGAAGAGCAUUGAGGGACAGGUUGUCCGUGAACUUUGGUUGAUGAAUCGCACGAUCGGUUGGUCAGAUGUCGAGCUGUCGCCAAACGAGGUGCUGAUCGUGAAUCCCGAUUGGAAGUUUCCCUAUCGAGUGAACUACGAUCGACAGAAUUGGAAAAUGAUUGCCAGAUUGUUACACCGUUCAUCGGACACUCUCCCCGUGGCCACUCGAAUGCAACUUCUCACCGAUGCCGAGGUGUACUUGGCGCAUUCGGAAGUCCCACAUCUUUACAUUUACAUAUUGGGCUAUUUGAGCGAGGAAAAAGAUCUCGGAGUUGCUUUGCUGGGAUUGGAUGCAGUGUAUCGAUUGGCUGACUCUUUCAAAGGUAGCUCAAUCUCUCCAUCUCUCCUCUCAUAUUUUGCGCCAUUUGUGAGCCAAUUGGAUCGUUUGCUGAAAGAAUCUCAAUCGGAGCCCGAAUUGGCCGCCCUGUGGCUUGUGGAACCAACAAGAUUAUCAAAACUCUAUCAAUUGAGAUGUGCGACGAAUACGAGUAGCUGUGAUCACGAGAAACAGACAGCUCAAUGGGUUGCAAGUGGGGGAGCAGCGGCGGAAGAUGUUCAUCGACAAGCAACCGCUUUAUGUCAUUCAUUGGCCGGUAAACCGACACAAGAAGAGCUUUCCCUUGUUUGGUCUCAAUUAUCGAGUGAGGGAUGGUCGGUGGGAGUUCAAUUGGCUGCUUGUGCGAAUGAUUCAAAGCUCACCGCGGAAGCAGCUGCAAAAGUGGUGGCGACAAGGAAUGCGGCUGUUUAUGCAUCGGCUCUCCAAUCGGAUUUCAGUCUUAAUUACAAUCGCCUCUUUCGAACAAUGUUUUGGCAGAAAAUGAGCGAGUUGUCGACAUUGGAAAGGGUUGUUCUCUUCUCUGCAAAUCUCACCGAACCUCGUCCCGCAUCAACAGUACUUUUGCAUUCAGUGAGAACACAUGAAGAGCUUAGACAGGUCCGAUCCUUGAUCCCUGAAUGGGGCCAUGCAAUGAAUAUCCACGUAGAAUGGGUCGAGCGUCUUCUCCUUUGGCAUUCCUCCGUCUCUCGAUCACUUUCCGAUUUCUUUCGAUCCGAUCGACCAACAUUU
Mesorhabditis belari is the source of this 3321-nucleotide messenger RNA. The record is from the annotation of a GenBank genome assembly. NCBI's taxonomy places the organism in Eukaryota, Metazoa, Nematoda, Chromadorea, Rhabditida, Rhabditidae.